AAUCAGAGCGAUAAACAUUGCAAAUAUGGAAACCAACUAUAUAAAGGCAAACCUUUCCACGACGUAUUAAUAAACCUUCAAAAUGGAAUUACUUUUCUAUUUCGUCUUGGCGUUGGGCGCUCUUUUCGUCAGCGGGGAGCAGAAUAAAGCAAUUGUCGAAAUCACACCCGUUAUUAACGUGACGGAAUCCAUAUUCGUGGACGACGAGCACAAAGUCAUAUAUUAUGUCGAUGCCCUUGGAAAUUCUGUCUACAAACAUGCCUACGAGAGAGGAGAGACGAGCUCGAUUGAGAUCCCCGCGAAGACUGUAGGCGCAGCCAUACCAAUCGAAGGUAAACACAACGAAUUCAUCGUGGCAGCACACCACGAAAUCCUGCGGGUCCAUUGGUCGGAAGAGGACACCGCCGAAAGAGUAACCAAGUUGCACACGAACCUCAAACUAGCAAGUAACGAGAGGUUUUUCCAAGGGAAAGCGGACGCUAAGGGGCGUCUCUGGAUUAGCACCUUUCGGGUAGGGAAAGGAGGUCCAGCUGACGUCAUCCGCGGAGGCGGAACGUUUUACUCGAUAACGGUACACAAAAACCAUUCUACUACCAUCGAGAAAAAGCUCUCGAACGUGAACGUUGUUACGGGUCUAGGCUGGACGCAGGACGGUCGACACAUGUACUACGUAGAUGCGUACAAGAGGAAGGUGUUUAAAUACAAUUUUGACCUGAACAAUGGCGAUCUAGGCCACAGCAAAGUUCUAUUCGACUUGGACCACCAUCCCCAUCUUCACGGCGACAUCCACGGUUUAGCUGUGAAAUAUAAUGGUGCCGUGGUGGUCUCCCUGUGGAACGGGGGUGCCCUGGUUCUCAUCGAUGGACAUGAUGGGUCGAUUAUCGAGAAAGUAACGCUGCCGAUACAAGUCCCUACGUCCUUGGCGUGGGGGAAGGGGUUGGGACGAAACGUCGUGUUGGUAGGCUCGUCCAGAAUACCACUGACGGAGGAAGAAAUAAUCCAAAAUCCAUUCGAUUCAGGGUCGGUUUAUCUUUUGAACCGGGUUAACUGCACAGGUGUACCAUCUUUCAAAAUUCGUCUGGCUGACUAACCCAACAUUUUUUGAAUCCGAUGCUAAUAAAGUGUAAAUAGAAAGUGAUUACUAUUGAAA
This is a messenger RNA of Cylas formicarius (sweet potato weevil), 1150 nucleotides long. Its product is annotated as regucalcin-like. Gene Ontology annotation, molecular function: gluconolactonase activity; calcium ion binding. Gene Ontology annotation, biological process: L-ascorbic acid biosynthetic process. NCBI's taxonomy places the organism in Eukaryota, Metazoa, Arthropoda, Insecta, Coleoptera, Brentidae. Bases 83 to 1090 code for a protein of 335 amino acids. The transcript has 6 exons. The record is from RefSeq and is a predicted model, not a curated record.